AUGGUCACAACCAACACCAUCAGAGAGGGCGGCGAGACAACAAAGAACAUGACUCCGGGUUGGGAUGUCCAAAAGCCCAGGAGCAGCAGCCAGACGUCACCUUCCCUGAAGUUGUCUAAUGGCUACGUUCUUCCUGAGGGCAAACUGACGCCCAACGCCCUCUUUGUUGGUGGGAUUGACAUGAAGGUGGAUGAAAAUGAAAUGCGGGACUUCUUUGCAAGAUAUGGCGCUGUUAAGGAAGUAAAAAUUAUCACAUACCGUGGAGGGAUCUGCAAAGGGUAUGGGUUUGUGUACUUCAAUGAAGAUGUCAACAUUCAGUCAAUCGUUGAGCAACAGAUCAGUUUUAAGGGUCGGAAACUCAAGCUGGGCCCUGCCAUCAUGAAAGAAAGAAGCUCCCGGUCCAUGCCGUCCCGUCUGAUUGGCCCGGCUCCCUGGAUGAGCCCCACUCAGUACUUCUACUGCGGCUGCUGCGCACCCAUGGGAGUGGGUAUGGCUCAGCCUUCGCCCAUCCUCAAUGGAGGAAACCCCUACAAUCAGCCAUACUCUUACUCCAACUUUGGAGGGGUCAUGAUCCCACAGAUGCCAAUGAACUACGCUCAGAAUGCCUACGCCUACCAGACCUUUGUUGACUGCGGAGUGCAGACUAUGAUGACUGUGCUGUAG
This is a messenger RNA of Pseudoliparis swirei, 663 nucleotides long. It is a transcript of the gene dazl, whose product is annotated as deleted in azoospermia-like. The transcript is spliced from 8 exons. The record is from RefSeq and is a predicted model, not a curated record. Gene Ontology annotation, molecular function: RNA binding. Bases 1 to 663 code for a protein of 220 amino acids. NCBI's taxonomy places the organism in Eukaryota, Metazoa, Chordata, Actinopteri, Perciformes, Liparidae.